This is a messenger RNA of Paramuricea clavata, 1717 nucleotides long. The record is from the annotation of a GenBank genome assembly. NCBI's taxonomy places the organism in Eukaryota, Metazoa, Cnidaria, Anthozoa, Malacalcyonacea, Plexauridae.
AUGGUAAGUGCAUAUAUGUACAUAUUUAUAACAUUAAUUUAAUUUAUUCUGACCUGAGGCAAUCUACAGCAUGUUUUUAUAGAGUUUUAAUAGCAAGUCGAUCAAUUUUUAGAAAGAAAGUGAUAUGGAAAAGUUUGUCAUAUAUAGCUAAUGGCCAGAUAAACAAAAUUUCAAAUAUACAUUGUCAGAAUUGGCAAGCAAAGAUAUUAUAUAAUAAAUUUGAAUCGUCACAGUCUGACUGUGACAGUCAUCAUGCUGUCAAAGUUUGAAUCCACAUAGCAAUGCCAAACAUUUAUCCAACUACUGUUGAAAUUUAUUAUCUGUUCGUACUUACGUGUAUUGAACUUUUAACUCUCUUUAAUAAUCGCCAAAUAUUUCCUGAAUUAUAUAAAAUACGCUCAAAAACCAUAGCUCUUGCUGAUUUCUUAAAAUUCAAAUUUGCCAUUUGCAGCGUUGCUAUGCAACGAACGCCUGGGAGGCGUAAAUAUGGGCGUAAACGAGGGCGAGUUGUUUGGCGCAAAAAUUAAUUGAAUUAAUAUCGUUUCCUGAUUUUCAAAAAAGUUUUAGUUUAAAUUUGUAUUCAAUAGAUUUCUUGUCGUGCAAUUUUCCUAAGAAAUCAAACUUUUGGUUGCAUCUUUAAAAUCCCGAUAAUUUUGUAAAACAAAGUAAGAAACAAUGUAUAUAAAUAUUGACAACCGUGCGGUAUAGACACUAAUUUUCGUUAUAAAGUGCAAAUUAGUGCCGAUGUUGUUUUUUUUUGUUUUUUUUGGGGGGGGGGGUGAAAACAAAAAUUUGGUGUCAAAAUUUUUUUUCCGUACUAUGCAUGCUAAAAAUGUAUUCUCGCAAAACAAAACCUUAACAUUUUUUUCCGGAAAUUUCUACCUUCCCGCUUGCUAUCUUUCCCAAAUUUACCUAUUUAGUUCUUUAAUUGUUGUAUUACGAUUUACAAGAAAAACUACAGUAUAACAGUAAUAACUAUAGUGCAAGGUUUAAAAUAUUUCUGCAGGACAACGAGUUAACUGUAACAGAAGAUGCAAAAUUAAGCAAAAAUGAGAAAAGAAAGCUCUCUAAUAGAAAAGCUGUCAAGAAAUACAGAGCUAAGAUGACCGCGACAGCGGUAGAUUUUAAGAAGAAAGAAAGUAAACGAGUUGAAGCAUGUAGGAAAAAGAGAGUGAACAAUAUGUCAGCUGAGGAAAAAUCAGAAUACAAAAGAAAGGCUGCCGAAAGGAAGAGAACAUCGCGACAGAAAAAAUCAGAAAAUAGUACAGGCACAUCCGCAAGUAGUCCACCUUCAACCAGUACUUCCACACCAACGUCAACUCCCCAAAAUCCAUACAAGCGUCCUCAGAGCUUUGGAAAGACAAUUCGUAAGUCACUGAGAUCCCUGCCUGCAUCUCCAAACAAGAGACGAUGCGUUGUAGAGGGUUUGGCAAAGCGUAUUGGCCUUGCGUUAGACGAAGAGAUGUGCGCAGCUGUGGGACCAUGCGGAAGACCAGCAGUUUCCGAUGAUGUUGUGGCUUCAGUCACUCAAUUCUUCUAUCGCCCAGAUAUAUCAUAUACCAUGCCUGGAAUGAAGGAUGAAAUGACGGUUUGGGAGCAAGGGCAGAAAACGAAAUUGAGGAAAUACUACUUGGUCUUGUUUUUGAGAGAAGCUUAUCAGGUUUAUAUCGAAUCUUUUGCUGGAGAUGAGCAUCAUGUAAAGUUUAGCAAAUUCUAA